Molecule: messenger RNA, 279 nt
Organism: Gongylonema pulchrum
Lineage: Eukaryota; Metazoa; Nematoda; Chromadorea; Rhabditida; Gongylonematidae
Source: the annotation of a GenBank genome assembly
UACGAUGAUUACUGGUAUGAUUGCUACAUGGGAAAUUCACCGCGCUCUCGUACCGAUCAAGCACCGUACAGCAUGUGGAACUAUCCGUACAGCUCAUGGUUGAGACACAGGAAUUUUUUAUAUGAUCUUCCGUCGAUAUACCCAUCCUACUACAGCAAGCACUACUACAGAUAUAAUGAUAAUGCCCGGUAUAUGUACUAUCGUAAUUAUCUCACUUACUAUUCGCCACUGGAUCGUCAUUGGCUUACGUCAACCAACAAAUAUGCAAAUUCCUACUAG